Molecule: messenger RNA, 2675 nt
Organism: Caretta caretta (loggerhead turtle)
Lineage: Eukaryota; Metazoa; Chordata; Testudines; Cheloniidae
Gene: EFS
Product: embryonal Fyn-associated substrate
Biological process (GO): cell migration; cell surface receptor protein tyrosine kinase signaling pathway
Cellular component (GO): cytoplasm; plasma membrane; focal adhesion
Molecular function (GO): protein binding
Source: RefSeq, a predicted model, not a curated record
UUUUCUUCAUCAUUCACACCCUUUCCCAAGUUCACUCCCUUUGCUUUCUCCUAUCACCCCACCUUCCUUCCUUCCUUCCUUUUCUCAUCUGUCUCUUCCAACACAAGACCCCUCCCUGGAAGCACCAUGUCUGCCCAGCUGGCCCGAGCGCUGUUCGACAAUGUGGCUGAGUGCCCAGAGGAGCUCUCCUUCCGCCGGGGGGACCUGAUGCUGGUGCUGCAGCCCAAGGUGCCUGGCCUGGCCGGCUGGCACCUCUGCUCGCUGCAUGGGCAGCAGGGCAUCGUCCCGGCCAACCGCGUCCGCAUCCUGCCCGAGCCGGGGCCCCCCGACCUCUCCCCGGCGCCCCACAAGGAGAGCGCACCAUCCACCCUCUACAACCCACCCCGGGGCCAGAGGAGGAGCAGGGCAGGGCAGAAGGAGGAACAGCAGGAGGUGUACGUGGUGCCCCCACCCGCCUGGCCGUGCCCGACCACCUGUGAUGAUAUCUACAAGGUGCCCCGUGCCACCCGGAGAGACAGGGACCCCAGUGAGGUCUACGACGUCCCCUCCUCCCUGCCGCGGGAUGCUGCCCUGUCUGAUACUUAUGACACCCCCACGCCCUUCCCCAAGCAGGCAGUGCCGGACACCGACCCCUACAACGUGCCCCCCCCAGCCGUGCCCCCCCUGGGCCAGGAGGAGGAGGAGGAGGAGGAGGGAUGGGAGGAAGAGCCGGCCCCCAUCUACGCCACCCCAUCCAACCUGCGCCGGGCGUCCGCCCUGCUCAACCUCUAUGAGUCACCUGAGGAGCUGCUGGGGGGGGAGUACGACCUGCCAGGGCCUCCCCCGCCAGAGGCGGCCCUGGGGGGGCUGAGCCUGGGUGAGACGGGGGGCGUGGGCGGGCGCCCCCGGCUGCCCUCAGCCGAGAGCCUCUCACGCCGCCCCCUGCCGGCUCUGCCCUCGCCUGGUGCCCCCCGGAAGGGCAGCAUCCAGGACCGUCCCCUGCCUCCGCCCCCGCCCCGGCUUGGGGGACUGGCUGGGGGGCUGGAUGAGGGGGCGGGGGAUGGGCACAGCGACUACGAGGGGAUCCGGCUGGCAGAGGAAUACGACUACGUCCACCUCAAGGGGACAGACAGGCUACAGCCCCCGGCUACAGACCGUGACCCCCCAGAGGAGGUGAGCGGCCCCAGACUCCAACCAGAGACCCCCAUUUUGCUGGAGGAGGAGGAGGUGCCCCCCAGCCCUGAGGACGCCCAGCUGUUGCAGUUCUACGCGGGCCAGUGCCGGACACACUGCGCCACCCUCCUGGCGGCCACGGAGGCCCUGCUGGCCAGCGCCGGGGCCAACCAGCCGCCGGGCGUCUUUGUGCCCCACGGGCGCUUUGUGCUCGUCACGGCGCACAAGCUGGUCUUCGUGGGCGACACGCUGGCGCGUCAGGCGGCCUCGGGCCCCCUGCGGGCCCGGGUGGGGGCAGCUGCCGGCGCCCUGUGCCAGGCCCUCAAGGGGGCCGUGCUGUCGGUCAAGGGGGCGGCACUGAGCUACCCCUCACCCCCCGCUGCCCGCCUGCUCCGGGAGCGCCUGGCCGAGCUCUCCCGGCGGGCCCAGGGCUUCACCAGCCUGCUCAGCACCCUGGCGCCCUCCUGACCCCCGGGACCUUUGACCUCUGACACCAACGAUCCUUGGGUGACCUCUGACCCCCUCCCCAGGGUCCUCUGUGUCAAUGAAGCCCAUGACCUCUGACCCCCUGCCCAUUAGCCCUGUAUGACCUCUGACCCCCCUCCCCAGGGUCCUCUGUGCCUCUGCCACUUGGUCCUACCUGACCUCUGACAUAGUCCCAAAGCCUCCUAGCAAAUUAUCCCCAUGUGACCUCUGACCCCAAAAGCCCUACCCAAACCAAUUGUGACCUCUGACCCUAGCCCAAGGCCCUCCCAGAUCCAAUGGCCUACUGCAAUCUCUGACCCCUGGCUUGUUUCCCCUAAGCCAUGACACUGUGACCCUUGCCCUUUGACCUUUAGCCUUCCACAACUGAUCUUCCCCUUUGCCCUCCGCCCCUCUUUGACCUGGGUGCCCCGUUACCUUCACUCUUGAUUCCACCCAAGGGCACCCCCUCCUGGCCUGGCCCCCCAACCAAAAAGCCCCUUGAGCCUUGCCCUGUGACCUCUGCCCCAGUCUAACUCUCACCCUGCAAAGCCCUGACCCACUUCAUAGAGGGGAAUCUUCCUAUCAUUGAUGGUUCAGGUCUGGACUCAUGGAGGGGGAUGGACCUCACCCCCCCAGCCCCAGGGACCCCAGAGUUGCUUGGGGGGGGUCAGAGCAAUGCCAAAGACUUGACUGCAGUUGGGCAGCACAAGAGGAACACCCCCCCACCCGGAGACGGGACAGCAGCGAGGGGGGUCAGCCAACACCAGCGGGGAGCAGAGGAUCAUGGGAGAAUGGCCAACACCAAGCAGAGGAUUACAGGAGACUGGCCAAGGCGACAGGAAGCAGAGGAGUCUGGGUAAAGCUCAGCAAAGGGGAUGGUCCCCGUCCGCUGACGACUCCCCAGCCCCUGUACCCCCACUUCACAGCCCUGCCGGUGCCCCUCACUCCCAACCCGCAGCCAGGGAGCCCAUGGGGUGACCUGUUCUCUCAGGAAAGAUUUUUUCUAUGUUUGUAAAUAAUAAAUCAAUGAAAAAAGCCAAUUGUCUCUGUUCCUUGGG